Oncorhynchus tshawytscha (Chinook salmon) is the source of this 11722-nucleotide messenger RNA. It is a transcript of the gene col7a1l, whose product is annotated as collagen type VII alpha 1-like. The record is from RefSeq and is a predicted model, not a curated record. Gene Ontology annotation, molecular function: protein binding; serine-type endopeptidase inhibitor activity. The coding region runs from base 417 to 9998 and encodes 3193 amino acids. NCBI's taxonomy places the organism in Eukaryota, Metazoa, Chordata, Actinopteri, Salmoniformes, Salmonidae. The transcript has 115 exons.
CCACACCCCCCCUCUCUAACUGUUCUCAUUCAUUCACUCUACCUACUCACACACACUUCUUCUCUCACACACAGUACACAAUCUACUGUAUGUGAGUGUUGCAACUACUUAUUUUACGGAAUACAAUACAAUACAAUCUCGGAUUCUUACUUCUCCCCUGUGGGCACUUCUAAACUUUUUCUCAGGGAUUUUUUUCUCUCACAACCUGGCAACCCGUAGAGAGCAGCAAGCAGCAGUUGCCAGAACAAGUUGCCAGAACAAGAGGAUGUGUCCUAUCCCUGGAGAGAAAAGAUAGAGGAGUCUGAGCUGAAUCUUAACGAGGACGUGGAUCUGUCGGAGGAGAUCUGAGGAGAGGACCAGGAACAGGAGAGAAGAGGAGGAGAAGGAGGGAUACAAGAGGAGGAGGAGGACAGAACAUGGGCCAUUCCUGUUUGUGGAUUUUUCUGCUGUCCCUGUCUCUCUCCCACCAGGCAGUCACUGAACAGGCAGAAGCAUGUCGGACGGCGCAGCCUGCAGACCUAGUGUUCUUGGUGGAUGAGUCGUGGGGCGUGGGCCAGACCAGCUUCUCCAGGGUUAAAGACUUCAUCUCGGCCAUCAUGAAUUCCUUUCAGGACAGCGUGGUGGGGUCCGAGGGCAUCCGCUUUGGAGUCACCGUCUACGGAGAUAUACCCAGGAUGCGUAUCGCCCUGACAGACUACAGUAGUCUCGAGGAGGUCCUGAGGGCAGUAAAGGACCUCCCGUUUGAAGGCGGGGCCAGUCGAACGGGCGACGCCCUCCAGUUCCUGGUGGAUUAUGUCUUCAGUGCGGCUAUCACCAGGGACAAUACCCCCAAGAUUGCUGUCCUGAUCACAAACGGCCGUUCGGAUGACCAGGUGGAUGGGCCGGCCAAGGCUGUCACAGACAAUGGAAUCUCUAUCUAUGCAGUGGGGGUGAGAGGAGCUGACGAAUCAGAGCUGCGCAGGAUUGUGACUGAGCCCCACGAGGAACACCUGUUGCUAGCCGCUGACUUCUCUCUCCUGGAUGCUCUCCUGCCCAAACUGUCCCGAAGAAUCUGUUUCACCGCCUCUGAACCCCCGCGGCCCGUCAAACACACCCCGGCCGUGGAGGAGCGUGUGGUGGGUCCCCGGGACCUCCAAGUGAGUGAGCUAGCCUACAGUAGUCUGAGGCUGACCUGGAGCCAGGCCACGGGGGAUGUCACCGGCUACCGCCUCCUGGUCACCCCCCUCAGUCCCAAGGGACAGCUGCUGCCCAGCCUGCAGACACAGACUGAUCUGAAAGGUGAUGAGAGGACAUCUCUAGUGACAGAGCUGACUCCUAAGACAGAGUACUCUCUGACUGUCUACGCCAUCUACCCUGGCCUCAUUGGAGACUCUGCCACCAUCAUUACACAGACACCCCCUGUGCCUCCUGUCUCAAACUUCCGUGUGAUGGAGGAGGGCCUCUUCUCUCUGAGGUUGGCAUGGACACCACCUCUAGGGAAGCUCGAGGGAUACAAGAUAUUCAUCCCCAGAUCCGCCCGGCCAGGACUGACCUAUGAGCAGGUGCUGCGCGGCGACACCUCCUCCCAUGUGAUUGACAGCUUGGAGGAGGAUAAGAAGUACACCGUCAGUAUCUUUGCUAUCUACCCCCAGGGCCCCAGCCAACCUGUCUCGAUCGUCGGCAAAACACUGAAACUGGUUCCAGUGCAGCAGCUCCUGGUCCAAAACGCCACCACAGACACCGUCCAGGCCCGCUGGGGCUCAGUGAAGGGGGCCACGGGGUAUCGCCUCACCUGGUCCUCCUCAGAUGGCCAUAGAGAGAACGUGAACCUGGGGGAGACCUUUAACUUCUACAUGAUCCAGGGCCUCCACCCAGGCACUGAGUACACCAUCACCAUCAACCCCAUCUUUGUGGACAUCGAGGGCCCUGUCAUCUCCACCCCAGCCAAGACACUGGAGAGCAGUGCAGUCCAGACUCUGAAGGCAUCGGCAGUGAGCACCAACAGUGCCAUGGUCUCCUGGAACUCUGUCCCUGGGGCCACCGGCUACAGACUAGCCUGGGGGCCCACUCCAGAGUUUGUGGGUCGGGACCGUCCUAGGCAACUGGCUCUGAACGGCUCCACCACAGAGCACCUUCUGAAGAACGUGGUCCAUGACACAGAGUAUGUCCUGUCUCUUUACGUCCUGUUUGGAUCGCUGGUGGGUCCCGGCGUCUCAGCUACCUUCCGCACCUCCCCUUUGGGAUAUGUGUCUAACUUCCACGUGACUUCCUACACCAGUUCCUCCAUCGACGUGGAGUGGAGUCCCGUCGUGGGGUCCACCGAGUACAAACUCACCUGGAACAUCGAUGGCAACACUCCCCAGUCCCAGUAUUUGGACCGCAGCGUUCUGUUCCACCGCACUGAGGGCCUCAACCCAGAGACAGUCUACAUAGUCAGCAUCCACGCUGUCUACGGCAACACAGAGGGGCCAGAAAUCUCCCUCUCACAGCUCACAGCGUCGGUGACAGAGUCAGAGCUGAUCCAGGCGGUCAAGGAGGUGAAGGUGGUGGAUGUCGGAGUCAACUCCUUCAUACUGACCUGGAGGAGAACACCUGGGGUCACUGGCUACAAGAUCUCCUGGAGCCCCUUCCAUGGUGGCGAUGAGAAGUCCCAGCUAGUCUCUUCCUCCACGACCUCCUUUACGAUCCCUAAGUUACAGGAGAGCUCGGCCUAUAAGAUCCAGGUGGCAUCUAUGGUGGUGGGCCGAGAAGGGAGCCCGUUCCUGGUCACUGCACGCACCUUGGACCUGCCUAAAGUGAACGGCUUCGCAGCGCUGAACACCACAGACAGCAGUACUUCCCUCAACUGGAUCAGAGUUGCCGGGGCUUCUGGGUACCUGCUCUCCUGGAGGCACAUCUCAGAGUUGGACACCAAAAAGGAGAAGCUUGGCCCUUCUGCCACCAUGUUUAAGCUGAGUGAUCUGCUGUAUGGCAGGACCUACAUCUUCACCAUCAGACCUCUGUAUGGAGAGGUGGAGGGACCCAUCACCUCUAUCAACCACAGGAUAGUGGCCAAGGACCGUCCUCUGGUGCCUGUCCAGUCUUUACCAGCCACGCCUUCCCCUCUCCUCCCUCACACCCUCACCGCCUCCCACCCCAACGCAGCCAAAGCCACCAAAGCCCACACCCGCUCCACCGCCACCAAAGCCCCCUCCAAAACCACCGCCGGCACCGCCAAGAAACCCCCAAGCACCACCGUUGUCAAAACAGCUGCAGCCACCACCAGCGUCGGCCAUCUUACCACCAGUACCAGAAACGUAUUGGUUUUGGAUACAGAGACAACUGUUGGACCAGGGCCAGUGUGUGGCAGGGUGAAGGCAGACAUAGUGUUCCUGGUGGAUGAGUCAUGGAGCAUCGGAUCCAAUAACUUUGCCAAGCUCAAGGACUUCCUGUUCCGGGUUGUCACCUAUUUUCCUGUGAUUGGUCCUCAGGGCACACAGAUAGCAGUUGUGCACUACAGUGAUGAACCAAGGAUAGAGUUCAAACUGAAUGAUUACAAGAACAGGAACUCUGUCCUAAAGGCUCUGAGAGGAGUACACUAUGGAGGAGGCAACACCAAAACAGGGAAGGGGAUGAGCUACGUUCUGAAGGAGCUGUUCCAGGAGUCUCUGGGGAUGAGGCAGGAGGUGCCUCAUGUCUUGGUGUUGCUGACAGAUGGCCGGGCCGUGGACGAUGUGGAGCAACCCUCCAGGAUCGCACAGGCUUAUGGUGUGAGUGUGCUGGCCAUCGGGGUGGCCAAUGCAGACAUGGACGAGCUGAAGAAGAUAGCAUAUCCAGCCAGCUACCAGAACAUCUUCUACGCCAGGGACUUUGAUGACUUCUCCUCCAUAGAGAGAGAGUUCAUCAGCAACAUCUGCAGCGAGGCGCUGCUCUCUGAGUUCAGACAACACGACGAGUCUGCCCAGCUGGACACUCCAACUGAUGACCCUGAUGAGCUGACCAAACCCCAGGGCCCCUGCUCCUUACAGUGCAAGGGGCAGAAAGGUGAAAAGGGAGAUGGCUCUGGUAAUGGUGGACUGAGACUGCAGCAAAACACUGCGAUGUUUGAGUCAAUUGGCCUCAAGUCCAAAGGAGAGAAAGGAGAGAGAGGACUUCCUGGAACAGAUGGUGUCCCCGGGUUGCCAGGACGACCAGGACGAACUGGACCCCCAGGUUCAGCCGGACAACGGGGUUUAGAAGGUGUUCCAGGUGAUCUGGGGCCUCCUGGUAUCACUGGUCCAAAAGGCCAGAGAGGAGAGAGGGGGGAGCCUGGGUAUGUCAUAGGGGGCAUAGGAGACGGCCAUUAUGCUCCUGGACGAAAGGGAGAGCCUGGAUCAUCAGGACCCCAAGGGGCUCCGGGUGUACCAGGGGUCUCUGGACCCUCAGGCCUGCCUGGACAGUCAGGUUCACCUGGGUCCUCAGGGAUAUCUGUUAAGGGGGAACAUGGGGAGGCAGGUGCUAAAGGUUUGCGUGGGAAAGCAGGGGCCAAAGGAGACAAAGGAGAUCAUGGUAAAGAUGGCCAAGCAGGGUUACCUGGUCCCAUUGGAAUGGAUGGUGUUCCAGGCUUCCCAGGUCAAAUGGGAUAUAAGGGAGAGGAGGGGAUCGGGGUUCCCGGUGUCCAGGGGCCUCGUGGAGAGCCAGGGGAGAAGGGAAAUAUAGGCCUAUCAGGACCUGAGGGACUAAAGGGAGAGGCUGGUGUUCAAGGGAUACAAGGGGUUGUCGGACCACGGGGGAAGAAGGGAGUGAAAGGCAUCCAAGGGGAUAAGGGCGAUCGAGGAGAGGUGGGGCCUAUGGGGACACAGGGAGUGACAGGCUUUGCGGGGGCUCUUGGCCAAAAGGGUGAUGAGGGACAGAGAGGAGUUCCUGGUGACCCAGCCAAAGGGAUCCUAGGUCCCACAGGAAAGAAGGGUACCAGGGGUGACAUUGGUCCCAUCGGUCCGACUGGACCCCAGGGAGUAAAAGGGGUCCAAGGAGUCAAAGGAGAGAAGGGUAGUCCUGGGUUCGGCAUUCCUGGACAGCAGGGACCAAAGGGAGAAAACGGUGAAAGGGGAAAUGUUGGCUUGUCUGGGAAACCUGGACCCAAGGGGCACGAUGGCUCUAAAGGGGCAGGGGGAACUGUUGGGGUCCCCGGGAAUCCCGGAGCACCAGGACUAAGAGGUAAAGAUGGUGUGCCUGGAAUCAAAGGAGAAUCAGGACUACGGGGAGAGCAGGGACCAGCAGGUGAGCCUGGUGAGAGAGGAACAAGGGGCCCACUGGGGUUACCGGGACGACCAGGGGACCCAGCAGAGAAAGGAGAUACCGGGAACAUUGGUUUGCCUGGAACGGAGGGAAAGAAAGGAGAGCCUGGAAAACCAGGACCUCCGGGAGGCGCGCAAUUCAGUUCAGACAACAAUAUCCUGACUAGGGUGAUCAAGGGUGAACCAGGACAUCCCGGAGAGCCCGGUCUCAGAGGGGAGACAGGUCUGCCUGGACAAAGGGGUCCUGAUGGAAAACCAGGAUCUCCAGGAACGGGAGGGUCUGUGUCAGGGAGAGAUGGUCUGGAUGGGUUACCAGGAAAACCUGGAUCCAAGGGUGACCCAGGAAAGUCAGGCGAGGCAGGAACGAGGGGAGAGAAAGGAGACCAAGGCAGGGUGGGGAUUGCUGGAAUGCCUGGUUUACCUGGGACCCCAGGUAGACCUGGCAUUGAUGGAAAGAGAGGUCUGGCUGGAAAAGAUGGAGAGCAAGGACAAAGAGGAGAUGAUGGCAAAAAGGGUGAUACAGGUGAAUCUGGAACUGAGGGUAAAAAAGGGGAAUUAGGUGCUCCGGGCCCACCUGGUACCCAUGUUCUGGUUACUCAACAAGAGGGUGCCACCCUUGAAGAGAUGAGACAGGCAUUCCCUUUGCCAAUGGGACCUCCUGGGGCUAAAGGUCCACCAGGGAUGAAGGGUGACGCUGGUCUUCCAGGGAAAGCAGCUGACAUGAAGAACAUUGAAGUAAUGUUUGAAGACUAUGGCAUAAGGCUGCCCUUGCUGAAGGCACUGAUUGACAGGCUGCUGCAGGACGGCAUGGAGGAGCUUCUGCAGGAGCUAACCACCUCUAGGAGAGUCAAUGAGAAGGAGAAACACGGCUCCAACAUUAUUACUGACUACACAAGAACUGUAAAGUAUGAGAUCUCCAAGGAGCCUCUGACAGAGAUGGACACCAUAGAGGAGGCAGUUGACUCUGACCUAGACAGACAGCUACCAGAACCUAACUCUGAUGCUUUGAAUGAAACGGUGGAGGGCCCCACAUUCUGGAGCCUCACCCCUCUUAAUGGUCUGAAUGGGGUCCAAGACGUGGGGAGGAUAGAGGGAACACUGACAGUGGACGAGGACUUCAGUGAAGCUCCCUCGCCCAAGUUGCCUUUAUCAAACUCAACAUUUAACAACACAACGUCUGAAGAGAGGGUCUCUGAGGUACCAGGGGCAAUAGUAGAAAGUGUUCUCCUCAGUGGGGAAGACUCCUUGAAGAAAAAGAAGAGUCGAGAACGGAAGGGCAAGGGACAGAAAGGACGACAUAAGAGGCAAAGACAACGCCUGACGAGUACAGAGGAGGAAGAGGAAGCGGAGGAGGAGGAAUUAUACGAUGGGGAUGAGUACAGUUAUGAAUAUGAGGAUUCCACAGAUGAUCCCUUACUGUCAAUGGAAAAGCAAGGGGAGUUUGAAAUCACAACAGAAAGCACACUACAUGGAAUGAGCAAAGAGCAGGGGGAAUUCAUCACACCUAUCCUUCCGAGCACAACGGAAGAAACAGAGAAGGAUUCCACAGAUGAUCCCUUACUGUCAAUGGAAAAGCAAGGGGAGUUUGAAAUCACAACAGAAAGCACACUACAUGGAAUGAGCAAAGAGCAGGGGGAAUUUAUCACACCUAUCCUUUCCAGCACAACGGAAGAAACAGAGAAGGAUUCCACAGAUGAUCCCUUACUGUCAAUGGAAAAGCAAGGGGAGUUUGAAAUCACAACAGAAAGCACACUACAUGGAAUGAGCAAAGAGAGUGGCAUGACAACUUUAGGUCCAUAUCCAUCCCAGUCACCAGGUGACAGUGAAAAGCAGGGGGAAUUUAUCACACCUAUCCUUUCCAGCACAACGGAAGAAACAGAGAAGGAUUCCACAGAUGAUCCCUUACUGUCAAUGGAAAAGCAAGGGGAGUUUGAAAUCACAACAGAAAGCACACUACAUGGAAUGAGCAAAGAGAGUGGCAUGACAACUUUAGGUCCAUAUCCAUCCCAGUCACCGGGAGACAGUGAAAAGCAGGGGGAAUUUAUCACACCUAUCCUUCCCAGCACAACGGAAGAAACAGAGAAGGCGGGACCAUCUCAUGUCCGGGUCAGAGUAAGGAAGAGCGCCCCCUGGCCAGAUUACAUGGCAAACAUGCCAGGAACUGCCGGAGGACGAAAUCGAUACCAUGACAGACAAAAAUCACAGUCGGGAGCAAGAGGUCCCAAGAAACUACAUAGACAGAAACAAGAAAACAGAGACCCUCAGCCUGACCCUGAAUCCUAUACAGAGACAGAGGUCGACUAUGAAACAGAAAGAGACUGGGAGACACCAGAGAUGGAGGGAGAGAGAGAAGAACCCAUAGCAGCAGAGGAAGAGACGCCAUGGGAAAGACAGAGAGAGAUGGAGAUGGUAGAAAAGAAAGGAAAAGAGACGGAAGGAGAGAUAUACCAUGAUGCAGAAAGAGAGGGAGAGGAGGAGAGAAGUGGCGACUCUGAGUGGGACACGGAGGAAGACAGUGAAUACGAGAGGGAGAGAGAGAGGGAAAGGAUGGAGAUGGAGAGAGAGAGGAUGGAGCUUGAAAAAGAGAGGCAAGCAGAGCUGGAGUUGCAGAGGGAGAAAAUAGAGAGGGAGAGACAACUAGAGAGGGAGAACAUGGAAAAGGAGAGAGACCUGCAAAUGGAGAGGGAGAGUGAACUAGAGAGCGAGAGAACAGAGAUGGAGGGAGGCAGAGACCUGGACAGGGAGAGAGAGGAGUGGGAGAGACGGAGGCAGGAGAUGGAAAGAGAGAGAGGAAGACAAGGAGAGUACGAGGAGGAAGGAGGAGUAAGACCCUAUCCAGGGCCAGAAUAUGACUAUUUGAAGGGCGCUCCGGGUGAAAAUGGACUUCCGGGACCGAAGGGGGAACUUGGUGAAAAGGGACACAAGGGUGAGCCAGGUAUUGGCCACAGAGGUCCUGUGGGACAGGCUGGUCCACCUGGAACUAAGGGUGAGCCUGGUGAACUGGGGCCUUCUGGUGCUCAGGGUAUCCAGGGUAUCCGUGGUAACCCCGGUAUUUCAGGUUCUCAGGGCUUGAGGGGCCAACCAGGAGACCCAGGAGAGGUGGGGAGAGAGGGAGACAGGGGUAGAAGGGGUAAGAAUGGAUCACCCGGGACUCCAGGAGCUAAAGGGACACCAGGAAUAGGGGGUCCACCUGGUCUACCUGGGACGAAAGGAGAAAAGGGCGACAGUAUCCCGGGGGAACCAGGGGCCAGGGGUGUGGUCGGGAUCACAGGUCGCAGGGGUGAAAAAGGCAUUGCAGGAGUCUUAGGAGCCCCAGGACACACUGGUCCAAAGGGCUUCCCGGGCAGCAAAGGAGCAAAGGGCGACAGAGGUUUAGCAGGAAUACAAGGAGAAAGGGGAAGCCCCCUCCAAAUCCAGGGACCGAGAGGCUACAAGGGCUUAAAAGGAGAAGGGGGAGAGCGAGGCUCCCCAGGUUUCGAUGGAGAUAAAGGAGAGAAGGGCGAGGAUGGGCCCCCGGGGUUCAAGGGCCUCAAAGGAGAGGCAGGGGCCAAAGGAGCCAUGGGGCUGUUUGGGGUCCGUGGACCAGUGGGCCAAAAGGGAGAUACUGGUGAGCCUGGAGUCAAUGGAGAAGUGGGUCGUAACGGGGACGAUGGAUUGGACGGAGCCACAGGAGCCAAAGGAGACAUGGGACUCCAGGGACAGAAGGGAGAUCAGGGUGACAGAGGUGAACCUGGCUUACCAGGGGAUACUGGGCAGACAGGAGUGAAGGGAUUCCGAGGCCUACCUGGACGCAUAGGAAGCACUGGGCUAGAUGGAGAAAAGGGAGAGAUGGGUAUUCCUGGAACCCCAGGACAUCCAGGGCUCAAUGGACUCACAGGACGGAAGGGUGAAAAAGGGGACGGGGGUAUCAAUGGAGUAGAGGGAGCACCAGGACUAAAAGGAGAGAAGGGUGCCACUGGUUUCCCAGGGUUCCCUGGGUUUAAGGGGUCAGCAGGGACACCAGGCAGUGAUGGAGCGGAGGGGCGACCAGGACGUAAUGGGUCCAAGGGAGAGACAGGAACCAAGGGAGAGAGGGGCAGGAGAGGCAGAGGGAAGCCUUGUCAGACAGGACCACCUGGAAGUCCGGGACAAAGAGGAGGCAGUGGAGAGCUCGGAAACGAGGGACUAAAGGGAGAGAAAGGGGAACCCGGACUCUCUGCCGAGGAGGUGAAGGAUCUGGUGAACCAAGAGGUUGUGAACCAGUGCGGAAUGGACUUGAAGUUUGUGGUGAAGUCCAAGGACCCGGAUGCUGAGAGCAUGUUGUUUGAGAGGGAACCAGACGAGCCUGUAUCCAUCUUCACUCGCAGCCUACCUGAGGGUGAGAUGGGAGAGGAGGAAGAGGACAAGAAAAGACUUGUAAAGGAGCUGGUAGGAUCAACCACUCCUCCCCCCGUCCCCUUGCAAGAGGAGGGGACCCCAGGUGAUGACAACCUUACCGACUCUGGAGCCAACAGGGGAGCGGAUUGGGGACUGAGGCACAGGAGAAGAAGGGUUCCAGGAGUCGGGCCACGCUCAUCAGACUUGACCCCUGACCCCUGCCUGCUGCCCAUGUCAGAGGGGGGAUGUUGGGAGCAUGUCCUGCUGUGGUACUACCACCCCCACUCCGGGGAGUGCCGGCCGUUUGUCUACGGGGGUUGUGAGGGCAACCACAACCGCUUCAACACCAAACAAGAAUGUCAGAGGUGGUGUGGGAAAGAGAGGAGAGGUCUUGAGCCUAGAAGGUGAGAGGGAGCUGCCAAUCAAGACAAUUAUUUUUUUUGUAAAUGCCACAGUGUAAAAUGUUCGAAUUUUUGUGCAGAUCUGGAUUUUUUAAAUAUUUAAAGUAAACUAAUGAUUUUCCACACUUGAGAGAAAUGCCCAUAUAGAGCAGAGCUGCAUGGGUUUCAUAUAUUUGCAAAAUCAUUCGAAAUGCUUUAUCUGUGCCUGUUUGAGCUUGCCUGGCUUAAUUACCCAAUAGAAAAGUCCCAAAACUGCAAAACUCUGUCCAUCUGGGACUCCAGGCAGUCUUUUAAGCUAACGCUCAAAUUAUUUUAAAAGUAUUUGAACCCAGGUCUAAUACAGCUAUUGUAUUUUCUAUGGACUAUGCCAAUUACAGUUGACUCACCAUGUGAAUGUUAUGAAUGUGUUCUUUCAUGUUUUAAUCAAAAGGUAGCCUGCACAUUCUAUAUUACUAUAGUAUAGUAUAGCACAUUCUAUAGUACUAAAGUAUAGCACAUUAUACAGUACUAUAGUAUAGUACAUGCUAUAGUACUAUAGUAUAGUACAUUCUAUAGUACUAUAGUAUAGCCCAUUCUAGAGUACUAUAGCAUAGCACAUUCUAUAGUACUAUAGUAUAGCACAUCUUAUAGUACUAUAGUAAAGCACAUUCUAUAGUACUAUAGUAUGGCACAUUCUAUAGUGCUAUAGUAUAUCACAUUCUAUAGUACUAUUGUAUAGCACAUUCUGUAUAGUAUAGCACAUUCUAUAGUACUAUAGUAUAUCACAUUCUAUAGUACUAUAGUAUAGCACAUUCUGUAUAGUAUAACACAUUCUAUAGUACUAUAGUAUAUCACAUUCUAUAGUACUAUAGUAUGGCACAUUCUAUAGUACUAUAGUAUAGCACAUCUUAUAGUACUAUAGUAAAGCACAUUCUAUAGUACUAUAGUAUGGCACAUUCUAUAGUGCUAUAGUAUAUCACAUUCUAUAGUACUAUUGUAUAGCACAUUCUGUAUAGUAUAGCACAUUCUAUAGUACUAUAGUAUAUCACAUUCUAUAGUACUAUAGUAUAGCACAUUCUGUAUAGUAUAACACAUUCUAUAGUACUAUAGUAUAUCACAUUCUAUAGUACUAUAGUAUAGCACAUGCUAUAGUACUAUAGUAUAACACAUUCUAUAGUACUAUAGUAUAUCACAUUCUAUAGUACUAUAGUAUAGCACAUUCUGUAUAGUAUAACACAUUCUAUAGUACUAUAGUAUAGCACAUUCUAUAGUACCAUAGUAUAGCACGUUCUAUAGUACUGUAGUAUAGUAUAGCACGUUCUAUAGUACUAUAGUAUAACACAUUCUAUAGUACUACUUCUAAGUGCAUCAUUUUGUUCUAGUUGUUUUUAACACUUUAACCCUGAUACUACUGAAAUAAUUUUUAACACUUAAACCCUGAUACUACUGAAAUAGUUUAAACCCUGGUACUACUGAUAGUUUAAACCCUAAUACUACUAAAAUAAUUUUUAACACUUAAACCCUGAUACUACUGAAAUAAUGUUUAACACUUAAACCCUGAUACUACUGAAAUAAUUUUUAACACUUAAACCCUGAUACUACUGAAAGAGUUUUUAACACUUAAACCCUGAUUCUACUGAAAUAUGUUUAUUGUAUUGGUACAUGAAUCUACACCAAUGGCACUGUUAAUGUGAAUUGAUAAUGAGUAUUUACUGUUUUAAUGUGUGUCAUUAAAUCACAACAAUGAGUCUA